This is a messenger RNA of Sciurus carolinensis (gray squirrel), 7096 nucleotides long. RefSeq names its product nuclear factor of activated T cells 2 (gene Nfatc2). The record is from RefSeq and is a predicted model, not a curated record. Gene Ontology annotation, cellular component: transcription regulator complex. NCBI's taxonomy places the organism in Eukaryota, Metazoa, Chordata, Mammalia, Rodentia, Sciuridae. Gene Ontology annotation, molecular function: RNA polymerase II cis-regulatory region sequence-specific DNA binding; DNA-binding transcription factor activity, RNA polymerase II-specific; transcription factor binding. Gene Ontology annotation, biological process: cytokine production; calcineurin-NFAT signaling cascade; regulation of transcription by RNA polymerase II.
GUGCCUCCCGAGCAGGAAGCUCGCGCCGCCGCCGCUCGGCACCCGGCGCGUCCAGGACCCGCUGCGCCAGGCGCGCCAUCCCCGGAGCCGGCGUGCUUGCCACGAGGAGAGGGACCCCGCCGAUCGCGCUUCCUCCCGUCCCGGCGUCCUGCCGCCGUCGCCGCCCCCGGCGAGGGCCCGCGGAGCCGGCGCCCCUGCCUCUGCCCCCAGCCCCGCGACCCUCCCGCCGUGCCGAGCGCCAUGGACGCCCCGGGGCCACAGCCCGACCCCGACGGCGGGGACGCCCCAGGCCGCGAGCCCGGGGGCAGCCCCCAGGACGAGUUCGACUUCUCCAUCCUCUUCGACUAUGACUAUCUGAAUCCCAUCCCAGAAGAACCGAAUGCACAUAAGGUCGUCAGCCCACACUCCGGAAUCUACCCCGAUGAUGUCCCGGACUAUGGCCCCAAGCCCUACAGCCCCCUGGCCAGUUUCCCUGGCGAGCCCCCCGGCCGAUUCGGAGAGCCGGAUAGGGUAGGGCCCCAGAACUUUCUGAGCCCGGCCAAGCCAGCGGGGGCCUCGGGCCUGAGCCCUCGGAUCGAGAUCACUCCGUCCCACGAACUGAUCCAGGCAGGGGGGCCCCUCCGCGCGAGGGACGCCGGCGCCCCGGUGGAGCCGCCGGCCGCCGGCCCGAGGUUCACGCUGCCCGUGCCCGGCUUCGAGGGCUACCGCGAGCCGCUUUGCUUGAGCCCCGCUAGCAGCGGCUCCUCUGCCAGCUUCAUUUCCGACACCUUCUCCCCCUACACCUCGCCCUGCGUCUCGCCCAAUAACGGCGGGCCCGACGACCUGUGUCCGCAGUUUCAAAACAUCCCUGCUCAUUAUUCCCCCAGAACCUCGCCAAUAAUGUCACCUCGAACCAGCCUCGCCGAGGACAGCUGCCUGGGCCGCCACUCGCCCGUGCCCCGUCCGGCCUCGCGCUCCUCGUCGCCCGGCGCCAAGCGGAGGCACUCGUGCGCCGAGGCCCUGGUCGCCCCGCGGCCCGCAGCCUCGCCCGAGCGCUCGCGGAGCCCCUCGCCGCAGCCCCCGCGCGCGGCGCCCCGGGACGGCGGCCCCCUCGGCCCCGCGGCCGGCCCCGCCGUGCUCAUGGACGCGCUCAGCAGCCUGGCCGCGGACUCGCCCUGCGGGAUCCCCCCCAAGAUGUGGAAGACCAGCCCCGACCCCGCGCCCAUGCCGGCCGCCCCCGCCAAGGCCGGCCUGCAGCGCCACCUCUACCCGGCCGUGGAGUUCCUGGGGCCCUGUGAGCAGGAGGAGCGGCGCAACUCGGCCCCCGAGUCCAUCCUGCUGGUGCCGCCAACCUGGCCCAAGCAGCUGGUGCCGGCCAUCCCCAUCUGCAGCAUCCCAGUGACUGCGUCCCUCCCACCCCUUGAGUGGCCACUCUCCAAUCAGUCGGGCUCCUAUGAGCUGCGGAUUGAGGUGCAGCCCAAGCCACAUCACCGGGCCCACUAUGAGACGGAGGGCAGCCGAGGGGCGGUCAAAGCCCCCACGGGAGGCCACCCUGUGGUUCAGCUCCACGGCUACAUGGAGAAUAAGCCUCUGGGGCUGCAGAUCUUCAUCGGGACGGCCGACGAGCGGAUCCUUAAGCCGCAUGCCUUCUACCAGGUGCACCGGAUCACGGGGAAAACCGUCACCACCACCAGCUACGAGAAGAUCGUGGGCAACACCAAAGUCCUGGAGAUUCCCCUGGAGCCCAAGAACAACAUGCGGGCAACCAUCGACUGCGCAGGGAUCCUGAAGCUCCGGAAUGCGGACAUCGAGCUGCGCAAGGGCGAGACGGACAUCGGCAGGAAGAACACGCGCGUGCGCCUGGUGUUCCGCGUGCACAUCCCCGAGGCCAGCGGCCGGAUCGUCUCCUUGCAGACGGCGUCCAACCCCAUCGAGUGCUCCCAGCGGUCCGCCCACGAGCUGCCCAUGGUGGAGCGGCAGGACAUCGACAGCUGCCUGGUCUACGGGGGCCAGCAGAUGAUCCUCACGGGGCAGAACUUCACGGCGGAGUCCAAGGUGGUGUUCACGGAGAAGACCACAGAUGGGCAGCAAGUCUGGGAGAUGGAAGCCACGGUGGAUAAAGACAAGAGCCAGCCCAAUAUGCUUUUUGUGGAGAUCCCCGAGUACCGGAACAAGCAUAUCCGCACUUCCGUGAAGGUGAACUUCUACGUCAUCAAUGGGAAAAGGAAACGAAGCCAGCCUCAGCACUUCACCUACCACCCAGUCCCGGCCAUCAAGACGGAGCCCACCGAUGAGUAUGACCCCUCUCUGAUCUGCAGCCCCGCCCCCGGGGGCCUGGGGAGCCAGCCGUAUUAUCCACAGCACCCGAUGGUGGCCGAGUCCCCCUCCUGCCUCGUGGCCACCAUGGCUCCCUGCCAGCAGUUCCGCUCAGGGCUCUCGUCUCCCGACGCCCGCUACCAGCAGCAGAACCCCGCGGCCGUCCUCUACCAGCGGAGCAAGAGCCUGAGUCCCGGCCUGCUGGGCUACCAGCAGCCGGCCCUCAUGGCCUCACCCCUGUCCCUCGCCGACGCCCACCGCUCGGUGCUGGUGCACGCCGGGUCCCCGGGGCAGGGCUCGGCCCUGCUCCACCCCUCCCCGGCCACCCAGCAGGCACCCCCGGUGAUCCACUACUCGCCCACCAACCAGCCGCUGCGCUGCGGGAGCCACCAGGAGUUCCAGCACAUCAUGUACUGCGAGAACUUCCCACCAGGCGCCGCCCGGCCUGGCCCGCCUCCUGCCAGUCAAGGGCAGAGGCUGAGCCCCGGUUCCUACCCCACGGUCAUCCAGCAGCAGAAUGCCACAAGCCAAAGAGCCGCCAAAAACGGACCCCCAGUCAGUGACCCAAAGGAAGGAUUACCCGCGGGGGUGACGAUCAAGCAGGAGCAGAACUUGGACCAGACCUACUUGGAUGAUGUCAAUGAAAUUAUCAGGAAGGAGUUUUCAGGACCUCCCGCCAGAAAUCAGACGUAGACGCAGCCACCGCAGCAAGACGCUUCCAGCCGGAGCCGCUCGGAGCCUCGCCUUCUGUCUCUCUCUGCACCUCCCGGCCAGGGGCCACGUGGGAAUCGCGCCCGGCCAGUGACUGGCACAGGGGCUCCCCGCCUGACUCUGGAAACACCAGCGCACCUCUUUUGAAUUUUAAGUCCCAAAGAGCAUCCUGGUCGAUCUUCACGGUGACCCAUCAAGUGCCUGCUGACCAAAACCACCUUCUGAACGCUAGAACUUGCCUGAGACCUGAGUGACCGGAGCUUGAGGGGAAGGGCUGGGGACAGAGGUGGGCACCGGUGGAACCCCGGCCCCUGCGUUCAUUUUUCCAGGAAACAGCUCCUGUCCCUUUGGAGGGAGACAGGUUCUCCGAGAAGUCAAAGGAAUGUGGCCUGAGUCUGGCUGACCCUGAAGCACCCACACCCCCGUAGCAGAGCCGGAGAUGGGACCGCCGUCCUCAGAACUUGCCUCACGUCUGGGCCACAGCGAGAGCUUUAUUUUGGAAUUUUCUCCUUCCAAAACAAACCACCUUGCCCAGACAAGAUCACCAGUCACAACUUCUCGGUGUUGUGACGUGUACAUGUUUGUUAUUACUUUUUUCUCAGUUUCAAAGAGCUGGCCAGGGAGGCUGGAGGCCGAGCCUCCCUGGCCAGCAGCUCUCCACCCUUGCUGCCCAUGACCAGUGCUGAUGCCGAGUGUCCCGGAUGGGGAGCUGCCGGGCCUGCUGCCGCCGUCUACCCUCUGCUCUGGAGACCCCUCCUCUGUCUUCCUACCAGCCCCUGCACUUCUCAGUGAAGUAAUCAGGGAGACCCUCCAGGCUGUGGACUGAGUGCUGAGGAAGAGGCAGAAGGGCUAAAGCAGCCAGAAGCAAGGCGCAGGAUUUUUGUUCAAGACACCCAAGCACAAGAUGAAGCAGAAGGGUCGAAUUCCCUCUGUCCAAAACUUAGAGUGAAACGGGGAGCCUCAGGCUCUGGCUCCACAGGUCAUUGGCGAUUUUUACCUGAGUCCAUUUAAAGCUCCUCUUGUCCCCACAGUGCUGGCCGGGAGCCCCGUCUGCAUUAGCAGAGCGUCCCAACGGCAGCAGGCCUGUGAUCCCCAGUGCUUCCCUCUGCAGGGCACAAGCGGGGCCCUGCAUGGGGUUCCUCCACGGCUGCAGCUUUUGCAAACGAAACCCUCAGCUUUCUUGGCGGGUGUUUAUCACACAAAUGUGUAUGCUUGCAUUUAUUGCAGGCACCCAGGGCAAGCUGGGUCUUCACUCUCGGCCAUUCAGUUGCUUCCCUGGCCAUCAACCACGAAGUGGGAAGUAUCCUCAGCACUCUUCAAAAGACUGUGCUCAGAGGGUUUUCUCAGUCCAGUCUGCCAGGGAAGGCCUGGGAAGAAAGCACAGCUGUUAAACGGCCCUGGGAUUUUCUAAGUCCCUGCUGUCUUGUCAAGGUUAGCCACGGGUAAGCCUUCCUGAGCGUGGCCAGGUGUGGCUGGUCCUCCCCACAGAGGACCAAAUGCCCAGUCUGUGCUGUGCACCCAGGGGUGUGUAACUUCUGGGUCUCCUGCGAGCAGCAGACCUGUUCGCCCACUGCCUGCAGAAUUGGACAGAACUCCCUUUGAACACACAGAAUGCCGGUAAGAAGCCGAGGGCUGCCCCAGAGCUUCCACCAUGCUAAAUUCUUCCUCCAUAACACAGAAAGUCCUUCUAGCAGCUUUAGCUAGAGAAUUCCCUCUCCAGCAGUACUCACUCCGCCAGGGCAGAGUUACAAGGGCCGGGUAAGUGAUAGCCUGUCACUUGACCUGGCUGGGAGCCAUUUUUCUCUCAUGAGGGAAUCGGGCCUUUCAUCAGUUGUCUGAAUGUUCUACCCAAGUGCCUUCCUGUCAUUGUCACAAAGGAGCUCGGCUUCACCGUCCGCGGGUGAGAGAACGAAUGCAUUUUCCAUUGACCUUCUCGCCACGAGCGCGAAAAGGGCUUCCAGGAAGCUCAGACAUGCGUGUGUGCGUGGUGCGCGCGUCAACCCCUCUUUCUCAGAGACAGCUGGACACGAAGCAUUUUCUUAGCAACUGUACCAAACAGGAAAGGAAAGGGAAGUGUUCGUGUAGAGACACAAGCAGGCCAGAGAAAGUGUAUCCGGAACCGGCGACUUCAAAGGUGGUGUCCGUCGUAAACGCCAGGAGGAAACUUGGCCAGGAGCGAAGCGCUCGUGAAACAUUUUCAGCAGGAAAAGAGGCAGUAAGAUCCUCUAAAAGGAGGAGAAAGUAAGGGCGCCUCCGUGGGAAAGAUGGCAUGUGGCAGGUGUCAGAGGGACCCCAGGCAAGUCGAGGUGUGUACGUGCUGCAUCUUGUUCACGCACGUUACGUCGCGCUGCAAAUCUGCCGAGUUGCUGAACGUACUGUUUGUCUAAAGUUUGCAAGUCUUCCUGCAUUAUCCAAAAAUACUGCUGCUUGAUAAUAUAUACAGCAAUCCAGAUUAAUUAGUAUGUUAUUAAAUUUUAUUUUCUUACCUGUAUUUUUAUGCUUUUUUAUCUGCCCUCAAAAUAUUGCACCCCUGAAUUAGAAAAUAUUUAUAAACGGUCUGAAAUCCUUUUAAGUGUCUCUUUUUACAUAUAUGUUGAUUUUUUUUUUCUUUAAGAGAAAUGAUGUAUUCUUGAAAAAUUUUGUAAAUCAUUCCAGGAAACAAACCAAAAACCCUACUUCUGGGCCUUUGGGGCACACAUGUAGCAGGAGCCAGCACCUCAGCACGAGAAAGGGGACAAUUCUGUGGACGAAGAACCCAUCCUUCACUUGGCUGAGACUGGUGCUUGCUUUCUCGAGGCCUGAGCCUGGGUUUUGUCACUGAGAACUGUAAAUAAAUGAUCUAGAAGGCAAUUUUGACUUUAAAGCAACAACAGACCCCCUGCUUUGCACCGUCACGGAAUUCAGAGAGUUCCUACUGAUGGGACCCCACAUACAGGCUGAUCUGGAGAGAGUGGACCAAACCGGAGUCCUGGGAGGUGACCCUGUGUGCACUGUCCAAGGACCUCCUCGGUUUUCCCACUGACGUAGCCAAGGAUGAGUGGAUCCGGCUCCCUCCAGGAACGUCGGAGCACCGGCCACUGCUGCAGACCUGCAUCCAGUAGCCAAGACAUGUCUCUCAGCAGGCCAGCCUCCGCCAGGGCUGGAGCUAUCCCACGGGCAGAUGGGAAGCUGAUGUGUUCUAAGCGUCACUUGGGACUGAAGGAGGCUGAAUCUGCUUAUUUUCAUGUCACAAAAACCACUUUCCCCCUGCUUCUGAUUGUUUGGAACUGGAGACCAUCAGGGGUCCACUUAGCAAGCGUGCUCAUUCCUCAUUUACGAGACGCACGGGGGUUGUGACGUUCUUGACAAGACGGGUAACCAUUCCCGAACUCAUUUUUCUGGAGGGAUAGCCCUUGAGGGACCUGUCGCAUCUUGAUCUCGGGUCUCCCAAGUGGGAGUUUCCCUGCAUUCCAACCAAGUGCCUGAAGGAAGCAGGAUCCGACCAGGACGGCAAAACUCAGCUUCCCUCCGCUCGCCCAGGGCCCUCGAGUGAUAGCCAACGUCACCGUCUUAGUUCACUUUGUUAAAAAACAACAUCAACAAAACACCCUGAUGAUUGGUGAGCGGGGUGCUUCCCAAGCAAGCCCCUCCAAAACUGCAGUGGGGUCCUGGGGGCUGCGGGGUCUGGUUAGCUUCGUUCUCAUGCAGCCACGUGCAGGCCAAGCUCCCCUGCCAGGUCAGGUCGGGUCGGGUGAGCGCAGAUGGUGCUGCCCGCGUGUGAGCAGGAGCUCCCAGCGCUCCCGCCGGCCUGGGCAGAUGUGGCCACGGGCCGCCCGUCCAGCCUCCGGACACCCUGGCAGGGCAGCUCCCUCACCACCAUGGCUUCUGCAGCGCUCAGAGGGGAGAAGGUGUCGGGUGGAAACGGGGUUCUCCAGCAGUGCGGGACUGGCAGGUUAGAGAAUCCCCAUGGGUCGAGGGGUUGAAUACAUCACAUUCCUAUGCAAAAUGGUUUUUAAUCUGCAGUUUAAUGUAGUUUAUUUUUGCUAUAUGUAAAGUAUUUUUAUACGGCUUGUAUUAUGAUAGUUUAGCAAUAAAAUGGUUGAGAGCAGCA